This is a messenger RNA of Lycium barbarum (goji berry), 994 nucleotides long. Its product is annotated as FCS-Like Zinc finger 14-like. The transcript has 2 exons. NCBI's taxonomy places the organism in Eukaryota, Viridiplantae, Streptophyta, Magnoliopsida, Solanales, Solanaceae. The coding region runs from base 184 to 876 and encodes 230 amino acids. The record is from RefSeq and is a predicted model, not a curated record.
UCUUUUUGGAAAAUAAUGCAAUCAUAACUCUUUAAGUUUUUUAAAUCAAACCAUGGGCAGCUCCAUCAAAUGCAUUACAAAGCUUUCUUCUUAUAAAGACCUUUGUAAAGCCUUAAACUUUUCAACUCCAUUUCAACAAUCCCACUGUUGAUGAUUCUUGAAAAAGAGUAAUCACAUAUAAUCAUGAUAGGCAAAAGACCAAGUCCGGUGAUCGGAAUGAUCACCGGCUCAUCAGUUUCAGGUAACCGGACGGGAACUAUAUAUGGUCCCACUAGUCCAAGAAGUCCUCUAGAUUUCAAGAUUCAAUCACCAAGAGGUCUAAAAGCCUAUAAUAAUUUUGGUGGGGUUGGAUUAGCUAUUGUAGCUUCUCUUGAUGAUAAUAAAGAUGGUGCAAUCAAGGUUAAUAAACCUGUAUACAACACAAGUUCGAUUAAGUCCAUACCAAUUCCAGGGAAUUCAACAGACUUGGACAAUUUUGAAGACUACACAGUAGUUACUUGUCGCGGACCAGAUAAAAAGUCAUAUACUAGAGUAUAUUGCAAUGGAAGUGUACAAGAAAACCGAAGAUCCACUGACAGAAAACAGAAGUGUUCAAGUGUUUUUGACAUAUCUCCAACUAGAUUUGGAGAUUUUCCAAGAUAUCCAGAUUCAGAUUUCCUCAGUUCCUGUCAGUUAUGCAACAAAAAGCUCCAUGGCAAAGACAUAUUUAUGUACAGGGGAGAGAUAGCAUUCUGUAGCACAGAGUGUCGGUAUAGGCAGAUAGCAAUGGAUGAGCAAAAGGAGAAGUGUAGCUCUGACUUUUCAAGAUCUGCUGAUAUUGCAACCUCACCUUAUGCUAAUGGCCAAAUAUUUUCUACCGGAAUUCUGGCUGUCUAGACUAAAUAAAUCAAUAGCUCUAUAGGAUAUUAGUGCAUAACUACAUAGUAAAUAACUCGGAAAUACCUCAAUAUAUUUGAGAAACGGCUCUACUUUAAUUACAGGAAGUUCCCUUUUU